Messenger RNA from Pipra filicauda (Wire-tailed manakin), 5027 nucleotides. It is a transcript of the gene CDK14, whose product is annotated as cyclin dependent kinase 14. The transcript has 15 exons. Lineage: Eukaryota; Metazoa; Chordata; Aves; Passeriformes; Pipridae. The record is from RefSeq and is a predicted model, not a curated record. Gene Ontology annotation, biological process: protein phosphorylation. Bases 306 to 1715 code for a protein of 469 amino acids. Gene Ontology annotation, molecular function: ATP binding; cyclin binding; cyclin-dependent protein serine/threonine kinase activity. Gene Ontology annotation, cellular component: cytoplasm; nucleus; cytosol.
CCAUCUCUGCUCGGCGCCCCGAGUCCUCCGUCGCCCUGCCCGCCUUGUCUGGCUGUGCCGGGGCAGCCCGGGGAGGGGGCGGGACGGGGCGAUGAGCCGGGCGGUGGCGGCGCGGAGCCGAGCAGCAGCAGCAGCAGCCACGGCCACGGCGUAGGGCUCCUCUCCCGGGCGGGACCGGGGCUGUCCCGCGGCGCUCGGCGGCUUCUCGGGGCAGGGGGGGAGCCCCCGAGCCGUAGGGGAGUUCUCUCCCCCGGAGUCCGGGCAGCAGGGGUGGCGGCAGUCGAGCAGGGGUGGGUCGUCCCCCGAUGUGUGACAUGAUCGACUCGCAGUCCGCCGAGAAGAUCAGCAGGAUGAAAAAGUUGCGGAGAACUUUAUCGGAGAGCUUCGGCCGAAUAGCCUUGAAGAAAGAAGAUAGCAGCUUUGAUGAGAUAUGUGUCACAAAGAUGUCUACACGGAACUGCCAGGGAAUGGAUUCAGUGAUCAAACCUCUGGAUACAAUUCCUGAGGAUAAAAAAGUUCGAGUUCAGAGGACACAGAGUAGUUUUGAUCCAUUUGAGAAACCAACUAAUCAAGUGAAGAGGGUUCAUUCAGAGAACAACGCUUGCAUUAACUUCAAAACUUCGUCUGCAGGGAAGGAAUCACCUAAAGUCAGGCGUCACUCCAGCCCCAGCUCUCCUACGAGCCCUAAGUUUGGAAAAGCAGACUCAUAUGAAAAACUGGAAAAACUAGGGGAAGGGUCCUAUGCUACAGUGUACAAAGGAAAAAGCAAGGUAAAUGGAAAGCUGGUGGCAUUGAAGGUGAUUAGAUUACAAGAAGAGGAAGGAACCCCAUUUACCGCUAUCAGGGAAGCUUCUCUUUUGAAAGGAUUGAAACAUGCAAACAUUGUGCUGCUUCAUGACAUCAUUCACACCAAGGAAACCUUGACACUUGUGUUUGAAUAUGUGCACACUGAUUUAUGUCAGUACAUGGACAAACACCCUGGAGGGCUUCAUCCAGAGAAUGUGAAGUUAUUUUUAUUUCAGUUGCUGCGAGGACUGUCUUACAUCCACCAGCGUUACAUUUUGCACAGGGACCUGAAACCACAGAAUCUUCUGAUCAGUGACACGGGGGAGUUAAAGCUGGCAGACUUUGGUCUUGCAAGAGCUAAAUCAGUCCCCAGUCAUACAUAUUCUAAUGAAGUGGUAACCCUAUGGUACAGGCCUCCAGAUGUCCUUCUGGGAUCAACAGAAUAUUCCACCUGCCUUGACAUGUGGGGAGUGGGUUGUAUCUUUGUAGAAAUGAUUCAAGGGGUCGCUGCUUUUCCGGGAAUGAAAGACAUUCAGGAUCAACUUGAAAGGAUAUUUCUGGUACUUGGAACACCAAAUGAAGAUACGUGGCCUGGAGUCCACUCUUUACCCCAUUUUAAACCAGAACGGUUUACACAGUAUGGCCCUAAAAACCUUAGACAAGCCUGGAAUAAGCUGAGCCAUGUGAACCACGCAGAAGAUCUAGCCUCCAAACUACUCCAGUGUUUCCCAAAGAACAGAUUGUCAGCACAGGCAGCUCUGAGCCAUGAGUAUUUCAGUGAUCUGCCCCCACGGCUAUGGGAGUUAACUGAUAUGUCUUCUAUUUUUACUGUACCGAAUGUAAGAUUACAGCCAGAGACUGGAGAAAGCAUGAGAGCCUUUGGAAAAAACAAUAGUUAUGGGAAAGGUGUAUCAAACAGCAAACAUUGAAGAAUACCUAUGUUCACAACUGAUAAUGCAGGAUUAAAUUUACCAGGUUGGAGGAGGGAAACAAAAACCUAAUGAGGAGGCCGACACCAGGAAGGAACCACGGCCUGUUUCCUUUCUUUCUCUAUGGUGGAUUUCAUUCAAAAGAAAAUUGAAGCUGGCAAGACCCUGUUUUUCCCUGCAAUUUAUUUAAAACCUUGCACGCAUUUGGAUACCUUGUGAUUUCAGAGAACUAUGUGCAGAUUAAGCUUUUGCUUACUGAUACAUGGCAUGUACUCUUUCAGUCUUUUGUGUUUGAUUUUGUUUGAUUUUCCACUGCAGCGCUGCAUCUUUGUAAGCACCAGCAAUGUCUUAAAUACUUUCAGACAACACAUUUGGCGUUCACACUUCUUUAGUAACAGCUGUACUAAAAGAGGCAAUGGUGGCAUAAAGAACUGUGUGUUUUCUUUGAGAGUUAUGCAUAUUUUGCAACCAGUGGGAAGACUAUUUCUUCCAGGGCAAGCCCAACUUGUCUGAUCAGCUGACAGUUAUAACACCUUGCCACUCUUCCUGAAGUGUUGUUGGGUUAUUUCUUUUUCAUUAUCCCCUCAGACCAUUCAUAUCCAUUUUAAAAACAUGGCAAUAAUUGCAUGUUUACUUCAGUACUCUGAAUUUGGUUACUCUGCUUAGGCUAUGUAGCAUGCCAGUUUUCAAAAUAGGCCUGUGAGAAGGACAAAGCAAAAAUGAUGAGAUGUAUGCAGCUGACAUUCAGUGAAUAUACAGUGAAUUCUUUAUGAUUUUAUUUCCUUCAAGAAUAUAUAUUUCUUUUAUGGGUCUUGGUUAACAUCUCUGUUUUUUCUCACAGUAGUUACCUGGUUUGGAACGUUUUCUUGAAAACAGAGAUGCUGAAACUGUUCUGUUUAAUUCAAGGCAGAUACUAAGGUACAGAAAAACUUCCAUUGAAUGAGCCAUUAAAUCUAGCUGUUUUACUUUGCCAUGUACAAAGCAUGAAGGUGAAGAAUUUUCCUCAUCCCAAAUUGUUUGCUGUUCCACACCAAAGCACCUUUCAAGUUAUUUUCAGUAUGUAUUCUGAGCUGAUUGGAAGGCACUACGUGAUCCUUGGUCUUUAGAUAGCUUUUCUGAAUGAAUCAUUCAAAUGCAAACUUUGCAAGAAAUUAAGUUGUGUGAUUUUAGAAAAGGAAGCCCCGAUACAUUAUGGUUGGGGAGAACAUUGUGUUCAGGGGUGUGAAAAAACUGCCCUGACUGUAUACAAUGCUUUGCAUUCAGAAAGGGCAGGGUAUGGUGCAAAAAUCACUGUUGAGUUAUAGUCCUGCUCGGACAGAAACGCUUGCUAGGCAAUAUUAUUCUACACAUAAAUUUGACAUCCUUUGCUUGCUGGAUGCAUUGAAUUACAUUUUUAAGAAGUGUGGUAACACUUUGGUUAGUUUUCAGUGUUUAAAAGGAGGGGAAAAGGAUUUGUGCUACUGCCAUCUUAUUAAACUCCAGCAGUGUUUAAUAAGAAAAAAUCACCCAAUAAGGCAAAUCCUUGAAUGCACAAGUAGCUACAAAAGGUCCCGUAAUGAACUAGGACAGGAGUCUACACUUUCAAAGAGCUGAACUGUGGAAAUAUUCUCAAUAUUUGUACAGCCAUUAAAAGACAAUUUUCCCCAAUGACAUCUCUGUUUCAGGAUCUGCAAAAAGCCAUCUGAAAGCCACUUUCAGUCACAAUCCUAUUUAGAACUUACUACAGUUUUCCCCCUGUGUUUAUAAGGGGAAAAGUGACCACUGAACUUUGAAUUUAUCACACACUGAAACUGCCUUAGAUGUUGUUUGUUUGGGUUUCAUAUUUCUUUUUUUUGUAAGAGAAAAGUCUUUUAUACAUUAUCUUUGCUACUUAAAUCGUGUGCAGUUUGAUGAUUAAAAUUAGCUAUUUUUAAAAAAAAACUUGCUGCAAAAAUCUGAAGAAUUUUUGAAAAUGUAACAAAGAUUUUGAUUAGGAAUAUAAGGGUAGUUCCAUAGAUGUUUCUACUUGGCAGCUUAAAUUGAGAGGCAAGCAAUUAUGCUGCUCAGCUAACCAUCUGAAGGUUUAAUAUAGAAAGUAAUUCCCCAGCUGUUCCCACAAGCCUAGCACAUUACUAUCCAUAGUGACUCACAUACAGUAUUUGCUUAAGGUAUGUAUGUGUGUGUGUGUGUGUGUGUGUACACACACAUGCAAGUGAGAUUAUCUUCUCUGCCCCAUUCCCACUUUUAAGCAACCACUGAAAUAAAGUUGGUCCAAAAAUCUUUGAACUCAAUUGCCUGAAGGAAAGUUCAUAAAUAUCUAGGCUUCUAAGUAGUAACUUAUUCUUCAGCAGUAGUGAGGUUAUCUCAGCUACUGAUCAUUAAGAAGUGACCAGGAUCUCUUACUUAUGCAUCUACUUUCCAGGCCCCCUGAUUGCCUUGGGUUUGUGGUGACUUGGAUUUGCUGCUCUCCCGUGGAGGCUCUGGGCCCUGGGGAUGUUCUCCCAGCACCAAGGGGACAGCACACUGGUGCUGUUCACAUGAGCACUGCAAAUUAAUCUUCUGAAACAUCAAAUCUGAUGGGAAAUAUCAAGGGUUUUUUAGAAAGCAGAAGCUCCUUUGGCCAGGGAACUGACAGUUAGCAGUACGGCCUUAUUUCCCUCUUCCCCUUUCCAGCAGAGCCCUUACCUGCAUGAUUAGCCUGACUGACAUCCAUCAGUUAGGCCCCCCUGACAGCUGCCCACUCCUCCAGCUGUUUUCAGCACAGCUCUUCUCAGUGUUGCAGAGUGGACUGUUUAAACCCCAUCAGUGGUCUUGAGACAGCUUCAGCAAAGAUCAGUAGUAGAUCCUUUUCUCUCAUCCUUCCCAAAUCAGUUCCCCACAGAAUCUUCAAAGGGACAAGAAGCCCAGCCUUCCAGAUGUGCUGUGGGUACCUGGAACGCGAAGUUUCAUGUUGUCAACAGUCAAAAAUUGGCUUCAGUGACCAGUAGUCUCUGGGGCACAGUCCUUGAGAAACUGUGCAACUUGCUUGGUGUCAGUAGCCAGCAGCAGCAUAACUUGCGUUUUCCUACCACUUGACUGAGCCCCAGUAGAUCCUUCCUGGUGAUACUUGAGAGGAUGUGGCUUUGCUGCAAGACGGGAGAGCAGCUACAGGGCAACAGAUAUAGCAGGCAGAUAAAAGUGUUUUAACUCUCUGUGGGAUCUAAUAUUAAGUGAACGGGGAAGGGAAGAUGGUGAUAGAGAUGGCCUGCAUGAUACAGAGAGUCCUUACAAGUUUCAAGUUCACCGAAUCUGACUUUACUAGUCAACCAGCUGGAGAUGGCUUAGUCCUCUCUC